GCAAGACGUGUUGAUGGUGUCGAUCGGUUUCAUUGUUUUUCCCUCGUGUACGUCUUCACUGUGCAGAAAAAAAAAUCGCGCACGCUCAAUUUUUUUUAUCUCUAAAGCCCAUGAAUUUAUACACGACAGACUGAUAACAAGCUGUAAAUAAAACAUACACGAAAUUUUUCGCUGUUUGAGUUACACCUCAAUAAUGUAACUGCAACUGCAAUAUAAGUUUACCGACAGUACGUGCGAAUUGUUUCUUAUGGAAAGUUGCUCCAAGUUUGAUGAUGUAUUUGCGAGUUCUCAAUCGACCUGUAAUACCAUGCCUUUGAAACACAUUCGUCCUCAGAUGGAUGGGAGUGCUUCAACCGAAGAACUGGCCAAGAUGUACGGCGUCGCUCCAGGUGCAAAAAUCCACAGCGUGCACCAUCGCCAACCUCCCAGUAUACUAUCCUCGACUACGUCUUCAUCCGCAUCGGUAGCCACCAAUGCCGGAAGUACAGCCGCCCUGCUGCAUACGGCUAGACACAAAAAAACUCACAAGAAGAAGAACUUGCAGAGUUAUUAUAAACAUAACUACCACAACAAGACUUCUUCCAGGCCUAAGGAGUGUAAUUCGCUAUUAUCCGCGAACGCUGUGCCAUCCAUUUUUGAAAACGUCAAGAAAAAGAAGGAGAAACAAAAGAAGGUUUCGACUGUCAGUCAGCAGCAGUUUUUAAGCGAUGGAGAUUCCGAACUCGAGUACGAGAGCAUAAAUGCCCGAGCGGAAGUGAAAUACAAGCUACAAGCCGAGCGUCCAAAUUACUUGCCUGUGGUUUUAGCAUCGUUGACAAUUUCGCUGGGAUCAUGCGCCGUCGGAUACUCGACGGCAUACACUGCUCCUGCGUUGCCAUCCAUGAAUGUAGAAGGAAGCAUCCACGUCAGUGAAGCUGAGGGAUCAUGGAUUGGAAGCUUGAUGCCAUUUUCAGCCUUGAUCGGAGGUAUCUUAGGAGGGCCUAUGAUCGAAUCCAUUGGCCGAAGAACUACCAUCUUAUCGACAGCGUUACCAUUCACGAUUUCAUUUUUGUUAAUAUCAUUCGCUCCAAACGUAUUAGUGGUUAUGUUCGGCAGAGCUUUAUCUGGAUUCUGCGUCGGUAUAUGCUCGUUAGCUUUACCAGUGUAUUUGGGAGAAACCGUGCAACCGGAGGUACGGGGGACGUUGGGUUUAUUACCUACGACGUUUGGUAACGUAGGUAUAUUAUUAUGUUACGUUGCUGGCAAAUACUUGAAUUGGAGGUGGCUGGCAACACUGGGAGCGGGAAUUCCGGUUCCAUUCUUAAUUUGCAUGUUCCUUAUACCAGAAACGCCGCAAUGGUUUAUUAAUAAAAACCAACAAAAGAAAGCUCGCAAAGCUCUCCAAUGGCUACGAGGACCGGAUGCCGAUGUAACGCAAGAAUUCAACGAAAUAGAAAAAGCCAAUCAAGCCAACAAAGCUCAAGAACCACCCACGUUUACGACCAUCUUUAACCGAAUGUACGUUAAACCUUUGCUCAUAUCAUUGGGCCUGAUGUUCUUCCAACAGAUGAGCGGUAUCAACGCGUAUAUGUUCUACUCUGUACAAAUCUUCAAAGAUUCCGGUAGCACAAUCGAUUCGAAUUUAAGCAGCAUUAUCGUCGGUUUAGUCAACUUCUUCUCGACCUUUUUGGCCACCGUAUUUAUCGAUAAACUUGGCAGAAAAGUAUUACUUUUCAUAUCGAGCGGUACGAUGACAUUGAUGUUGGGAGUACUCGGAGCGUUCUUUUACUUCAAGCAUAUCGGAGUCGAUGUGCAGGAGUACGGAUGGAUUCCUUUACUCAGUUUCGUAACCUUUGUGCUCGGAUUCUCGGCCGGAUUUGGACCUAUACCGUGGUUGAUGAUGGGUGAAAUUUUACCAGCUCGUAUUCGAGGUUCGGCUGCAUCUCUAGCAACGGCGUUCAAUUGGUCGUGUACUUUCAUCGUAACCAAAACGUUUACCAACCUAAAAGAUUUGAUCGGUUUCGCCGGAGCUUUCUGGCUUUUCGGCACCGUCUGCUUGGCCAGCAUGGUAUUCGUGGUAUUAUGUGUUCCCGAAACACAGGGUAAAAGUUUGGAAGACAUCGAGAGGAAUUUGACAGGAGGCGGUACUAAAGUUCCAGUACGACAUGUGAGAAGAAUGAGUUCGAUAGCGCAUUUGAAGCCUUUGCCCAUGGCUGUAUAAUAUGGAGACUGUUUUCGUAUUUAUAAUUUUGUUUAACAAUAAUUAAUUUUUAAUUUUAUAUAUACAUAUUUGAAAAAAAAAAAGUUAUAUGACUAGAAUAUCACAAUGAAACUCAUCUGGUACCUUAUAUUGUUCUUCUAUAUACUUUUUUUUUCUAAAAAAAGUCUUUAUUUUUUUUUUUUUAAACGUAGACCAAUUUUCUCGUCACUUGUUUUCUAUACCUUAUAAAUAAUGAUACGUGUUGGUUUUUAAAUAAUGUAUUACUUAAUUACUUAGUUGAAGCACAAUAUUAUUUUCUACAGUAGUGAUCUAAUACUGUGUGCAUUUUGAAGAAAAAAAUUUCCCCCCUCCCUUCUCUCUGUGAUGCGGUCAUCGUACGUUUUUUUUUAUCUUUUGAAUCGUUUGUUCGUGUGUCCGGUUUAAUUAAGCAAUUUAUAGGAAUUGUUGCGAUAAUUCGACGUGUAAGUUUUUUUUUAGAAGAUCGAGUUUAUACUUUGAAAAACAGUGUAAUUUUUUUUACUCAAAAUUUGUCAUUUUUUUUUAGUCUAUUUAUUUGUUUCUUUUUUUUGUUAUUUUUCUUUAGGUUUUAUUUAUUUCUAUUUUUAGUUAAUUAAAAAUGAAAAAUGAAAAAAAAAGGGAACGAUUCUUGAAUCGAGCAUAAUUUUUUUCUGUAGCAUUUAAUUGUAAAUAGGUAUUGUAUAUGUUAUGUAAUAUAGAAAUAGUUGUAUAUACUGUGUAUGCGUACAAAUGUAAGCAUAUUUUAUGCCGGAAGCAUCUCGUUUCAUAAUAAGAUACGUAGUAAAUCGUAGAUCAUUUCACGCGGUUUAGACUGCAAAAAAAAAACAAAAAAGGUAUCGACGUCUCGUGUAAUUAUUUUUAAAACUAGAAUAGAAUUAUUUUUCGUAUUUAAAUUACGUGAUUCGCGUUCAUUUGUGAUGUAAAUUGGUGAAUUUUCCACCUACAAAGACUAAUAAUUACUAAUUAGUGAUUUGUAAUUGGUGGAAAAUUCGUUCGGUUCGUUUGAAAAAUUGUAUUUUUUUUUAUUUGUAACUGAAAAGUACUCGGAUCAUCGAACUAAAAUUCCGUGAAAAUUAUUCUCAUCCGAAUAGGCGAUUUAUUUACCAAUUUUGUAAAUCUCGUUCGUUGAUUCCCUUUUCUCGAUGUCAAUUUCUUAAAUACGAAUUACGUAAUUUCUUACGAUUUAAUCGAGACGAUAAUAAUUUUAAUAGAAAUAAAUUUUCGAAAAUUACAUCUAUUUAAUACGAAUGCUUCCGGCAUCGGUUAAUUAUUAAUUUAAAAAAAUUGUUGUUUGCAAACGCAUACACAAAAUGCUGUGAUUUUAAUAUGUGAUUACGAAUUUUAUAUGCAGAGAUAAUUUACAAUAUGUCGUGAGAUGAAAAAAAACACACCUAAUGACGUAUUUUGUUUUUUUUUUCUUUUUUUUUUGUAAUGAUCAAAUUUUCUUCGCGUCUCGUCGUCAAGAGUACCUACCUAAAUUAGAAGGAACAAAUUGUGUGACCGAAAUUAGGUAAUAUAUUAGUAUUUUAUUAUUUCAAUCUUGGCAAUAUAUUCGGAUACGUGAAAACAAUUGUGGGAUGGGUGGCUGUAUAUUGAAGUAGUGUAAUUUCAUUCCUCGCAUAUAAUUUAUGUAUUGUGUAUUUUUAAAAAUUUAUUAAUUUACAAAAAAUCCAUCGAGACCACACUUUUUCGAUCUUAUUAUAUCGAGCUUAUAAUGAAAAAAAAUUAUUCACCCGAUCCGAGUGGUUUUUGCAAUACCUAGACCUAUAUACGCCGGGUUAACAAUUGUCAACGUUUUUUUUUUCCGCCAUAUUAUAACGCAAUAGAUCCACUCGCGUCUUUGAAAUUGCUGCAUUUAAAAGAAAUUUUUGAAAAAAAAAGAGAAAUAUUUAUUAUGUUUAUUUUGUAGUUACACUUCGUUACCUUACAUCGUAUGAUAUUGGAUAGAAAUAUUAUUGUUAAGAGAUGAAAUCAUAUUUUGUUAUCGUAUGAGAAUACCUUGGUUGAUCCGGUUUCUCUGUGUUUCUGUUAUGAGAAAAUGUUAACAAUUAUCCAAUGUGUUACUGACAUUUUAAUUAUCAACAAAUAUACUAAUAUUUAUCUUCGGAUGUACAA
Messenger RNA from Planococcus citri (citrus mealybug), 4333 nucleotides. RefSeq names its product facilitated trehalose transporter Tret1-like. The record is from RefSeq and is a predicted model, not a curated record. NCBI's taxonomy places the organism in Eukaryota, Metazoa, Arthropoda, Insecta, Hemiptera, Pseudococcidae. The transcript is spliced from 9 exons. Gene Ontology annotation, biological process: transmembrane transport; carbohydrate transport. Gene Ontology annotation, cellular component: membrane. Gene Ontology annotation, molecular function: sugar transmembrane transporter activity. The coding region runs from base 248 to 2200 and encodes 650 amino acids.